CCCUCAGGCCUGCCCCUCUCUCUUCCCACUCCCAGCUCCAUCCUGCACUCCAAAGGGGUCUUGUGUGUGGGCAUGUCAGCCCACAUGUCCAACUUCUGUCCAUGCCCAGCCACGAACAGCCACGUUGUCACUGCCCCUCUAGACGAUGUGCAGCCUAAACUGGAACACCACCUCCCUCUGCGCUGACACGCACGCUCUCCAACACACACAGAGAAGAAGAAAGCGAGGUGCACAACGAUGUGACCUCUACCAUGGUGGACCUUCUGAGUCCUGAGACAUGAGACAUAUUACCCACUAAACAUCAAUGUAAAUUUAAACUCAUCUUUAAGGAAACCAGCAGCAACCUGAACAAAUGUUUCUGAUGAAACGUCAUGAGAAAAAAAGGCAGGUACAAAACUAUGCAAUUUCCACUCCUAUGACAUGUCUGCAAGAGGCAAUCCACAGAGACAGAAGGUAGACCAGUGGUGCCAGGGGCUGGGGGAUGGGGAUGGGCAGUGACUGCGUAACGGGCACAGUGCUUCCCUUUGGGGUGAUGAAAAUGUUUUGAAUUAGAUGGUGAUGAUGGUUGUACGACAUUGUGACUAUACUAAAAGCCACUGAAUUGCACUUUUGCAAUUAAAAUGGUCAAAAUGGUGAAUUUUAAGGGGUGUGAAUUUUACCUCAAUUAAAAACCGAAAAUGAACUAAAUGCCUACAAAGGGCUAGGCUUGAGUUUUUGGAAUAUUCGCUUAUAUGGAACUCUUCUUAGUUUCUCAACUCCUGCCAGUCCACUGUGCGUGGAUGCCCCACAGCAGAAACUCCGGUAGAAAUUUAGAAUGACGAUGCAAAGCCAGGUGAAAAGCCAGCUUCGGUUGUGCCCCGAGGUAGUAAACACAUCUUCCCUCACGCUCGGCCUCUCCCAGGGUAUCACAUACGACUGCCAGGAGGAAAACAAGAAUCUGUGUCCAUAAAAAACGGAAUGCCUGCUGUUAAUUGUUCAUAGAAAAAAGGCCUGAAGAGAAACACACCAGCAUCUUGAGAGAGAACAUCCAAAGGUUAGGAUAGUGGGUGAAAUGGCUUCCCCGAUGUUUAAAAUUAAAAAUACAUUUUAUAGUUAAAAAAGAGGGGCAACUCAAAUGUCUAAAAAUGAGGGAGAGGCUGCGUGGGAUACGUGGAGCCAUGGGACUCACGCUCUUUACUACUAAACAGAAGUGUGCAGGUUGUCACCUGCUGCCGUCGCAAGAAGCUCUUGAUACGCUGUUUGUUAAGUAGAAAAAGCAGGUUACAAAAGAAUAUGGAGGCCGUGACCCCGUUCUGUUUAAAAGGUAAGGCAUAAAAGGACAUACGCUGACAGGGUCGAGCUGUUCUCUCCUAGGGCCUAGCGAUUAUGAGUCUUUCUUUUUCCUUUUUUUGCUAAUUUCUAUUGUCAACUCCCCUACCCGUUUUUCCCUACAAUGAACAUGUAAUGCUUCUGCAAUAAAAUAAAAAUUUCUUUUUAUUGUAAGAAUGUUGUGUGUGGCUAUAGAUUGAUUCUCAAGGCUCCGCUGAGGACAAUGAAAAUGGCUGAGUCUCAAGUCCAGACCCCUACCAGAGAAGAUAUUCUAAAUAAGACAUCGGGAAGCAGCGGGUCAGAAUUUAUCUCGCACAGCCCAGGCCCCAUCUCCCACCGUCCACCUUCCAAACGCUCGGGGCCACACUGACCUACUCGCCAUUUCCCGUGGCUCCUCUGUGCCUCUGGACCCACUGCUGCCUUUGCCUUGAAUGUCCUUCCGCUAACCCUCUCUCACAAACUUCCGCUUACCCCUUAAGACGCGACGCUCAAUUUCCUCAUCAGAGCACCUUUCAUUGCCACUCAAAAAGAAGGUGUUUUGUCACCACCUUCAACGCAGCACACAGGCAUGUGACUCAGUGUAUUCUCAUUACUCGAUUAGAGCCCUGGGUUUAAUGAUUUGGGGGACACUCAGCACACGGCGUUCUAUCGGCUUCUGGGGUGGGCCUGAGUCCUCUUCCCACCAGAAGGCUGGCAGGUGGCCUGAGAAGGCCUUCAGAGGGCUUCUCUACCCACCUGAGAGGGUCUGAGUUCAACUGAAAAGCCAACUCCGGUCUCUUCACAAAGGACAGAGGUCUCCAUAGAAGAUGCAUAUCUAAAGAAUGGAUUUGAGGACUUGCUGAAGACAAGCGACAAGAGGCCCCGCCACCACGCAGUGAGUGCCAGGCUGCUCUUUCUCCAUCUACAGGUGACACUUCCAGCCUGGGUGGGGUGGGCACUGUGCCAGCCCCGAGGGCAUGAGAUGAAAUGAGGCCGCCUCGACCUUCCAAGGGCUUCCAAGGCUGGGGAGACAGGCUCGGAGGAGCAGCAUGGGGGAGGCGAGGGGCCGCACAGCAGGAGCAGAGACUCGGAUCAAAGCCUGGUUCUGCCACCAAACAGGCCUGUGACUGGAGAAGUUGUGGCUUCUCGAGACCGCGAAUCCCUCUUAUUGAAAACCCCCAUCUUGGCUUCUGCAGCCUCCUCAGAGCCUUGCACGGCACCCAGAACUCACUUAACUCUCAGGGACAAAGAGGGUGUUCUCUAGAAGAAAGCUGUUUGGGUCACUCUGUGAUUUCAAAGAUGCCCCAUGGUACAAGGUGGCACAUGCUAAGACCAAACGGAUGGAUCAGACAUCCACGCCCCGGGCUUCUAAGGGAGCAGGCACUCUGGCUCAAGAAACCAAGAAAAGCCUCUGGGAAGAGCUGGGCUCUAUUCUCAGGGACAGAAAACGCCUCCCAAGAGAGAAAGCCAUGGAAACCGGCAGCCGAAUGGCUCCUGGACGAGGCCCAUGCAGCCAGUGGGGAGUGCAGCUCUAGCUGGGAACGCCACAGGACAGGCAAGACAUGCCAGCCCUCCCCGCCCCAGAGGAAGGGUUCUCCCAAGAAGCCCGAGAAGCCCGAGCACUUCCGGAGGCCAGCACCAGGCCCUUUGUUGGCUUCAGCCCCUGGGGAAAGGAGGAACAUGCUCACCCUCUCCCUCAGCUCAGAAUGGCUUUCAAAGGUCCAGGGCAGACCGCGGUCCAUGGGGAAAGGGAAACCCGAGGAGACGAAGGAAGAUCCUGGGCCUCUAGUCACCACCCUGACUCAAGCAGCUUCCUCCUGGUCCCACUGGUUAUACCUGGUCGGCAGGGGGCAGCGGGACCUGCCUCCCCAGCCCCACCCAGAGCCCUGCUGCCAGGCUCAGAGCAGCAGGUCAGCUGCUCAGCACAGGUGCGGCCACACCUGAGUGCCCUCAACUGGCUUCACCCAACCCGACAGCUUCCCACCGGCAUUUGCACAUGGAACCUGAUCUUUCACAGGCAGGGGAGUCGGUGACUGGAGCCUUCCUGGUUUCCAGUCCCAGCUGAGCCCCCGGGGACUGCCCCCGACUCUGCUCGUAAUGCCACACACAGCGCCCUCUUCGUACCUCGAGGGCGUCCCUGCCUGGGAAGAAGUUCCAUCCAUGGGUCGCCCCCAUCCCCUGCUGCUUGCAAAGGGUCCAAAUCUCUUAAAUUUGGGUUUCGCUCCACUCCCUUGCCCCACGUAGAGCAAUCCUCCAGUUCCACGUGGAGAGAAAACGGUCAGUGAAACUGAAGAGGGAAUUAGAAGCUGACAUGAACCCGAAUGCUGACCCCGCCCAGCCCAGGAAUUCUGGCCUGAAUACGGCCCCAUGCUCUGCACUUGAGCCCCGCUCCUGGGGAAUUCCAGGAGCUUCCCGAGGGUGGGCCUGGCCCUGGGGCUCUCUCAGCACGGGACGUGGCCUUGUCCCCACUCAAAGCCGCCUGCAGGGCUCUGGAGUCUGAGUUGGGGGUAAAACACAGCCCACAGUAAAGGCCAGAACAUGAGCUGGUUGCAGGAACGACACGGAAUCAAUGUCAAGGAGACAGGGAAGCCAGUCACAUCCUCAUCAUCAUUUGUUCAAACCAAAAA
Molecule: messenger RNA, 3914 nt
Organism: Equus quagga
Lineage: Eukaryota; Metazoa; Chordata; Mammalia; Perissodactyla; Equidae
Exons: 3
Coding region: 2275-3231 (318 amino acids)
Source: RefSeq, a predicted model, not a curated record